CGGUACGUUGAAUUUGACAUCCUGCUGAAGCCGCAGAUAAUGAGGACUUACCGUUGCCUACCACUAUUCAUCUGGACCUGUAUGUUUCAUAUGGUUGAUGCUAUCCUAUUACAAGAAAAAGCUAACAGUGAUUUACCAAGCAAAAGGAUAGUGGGACUGCCCAAAGAUGAUGGUAAGAUGCUACAUCGCACCAAGCGUGGCUGGAUGUGGAAUCAAUUCUUCUUGUUGGAAGAGUAUACAGGGACAGACACACAAUAUGUAGGCAAGCUUCACACUGACCAAGAUAAAGGAGAUGGAAAUUUAAAAUACAUAUUAACAGGAGAUGGAGCUGGCAGUCUGUUCGUUAUAGAUGAAAAUACAGGAGAUAUUCAUGCUGUAAAGAAAUUAGACAGAGAAGAAAAAUCCCUGUAUAUUCUUCGUGCCAAGGCUAUAGACAGAAAGACUGGGCGGCAGGUGGAACCUGAAUCUGAAUUUAUCAUUAAAAUCCAUGAUAUCAAUGACAAUGAACCAAAAUUCACGAAAGACUUAUACACUGCCAGUGUUCCCGAAAUGUCUGGAGUUGGUACAUCUGUUAUACAAGUGACUGCGACAGAUGCCGAUGAUGCCAACUAUGGCAAUAGUGCCAAAGUGGUCUACAGCAUAUUGCAAGGGCAGCCAUAUUUUUCAGUGGACCCAGAAUCAGGCAUAAUAAAAACUGCAUUACCAGACAUGAGCAGAGAAAAUAGAGAGCAGUACCAAGUGGUUAUACAAGCCAAGGACAUGGGUGGCCAGAUGGGAGGCCUUUCUGGAACCACCACGGUGAACAUCACUCUGACAGAUGUCAACAACAAUCCUCCUCGAUUUCCCCAGAGUACGUAUCAAUUUAAUUCUCCUGAGUCUGUACCUCUUGGAACCCAUCUUGGAAGGAUAAAAGCCAAUGACCCUGACGUGGGGGAAAACGCUGAGAUGGAAUACAGCAUUGCUGAAGGAGAUGGAGCAGACAUGUUCGGUGUCAUCACUGACAAGGAUACACAGGAAGGCAUUAUAACUGUCAAACAGAAUUUAGAUUUUGAAAACAAAAUGCUGUACACUUUAAGAGUGGAUGCAAGCAACACUCAUCCUGAUCCACGAUUCCUACACCUGGGACCUUUCAAAGACACAGCUGUGGUCAAAAUAUCUGUGGAAGAUAUAGAUGAGCCUCCUGUGUUCAGUAAAAUUUCAUACUUGAUAGAAGUAGAUGAAGAUGUAAAGGAGGGCACCAUCAUUGGACAGGUUACAGCAUAUGACCCAGAUGCUAUGAACAAUUUAAUAAAAUACUCCGUUGACCGGCAUACUGAUAUGGACCGGAUUUUUAGCAUCCACUCAGAAAAUGGCUCUAUUUUCACUUUGAAGUCUCUUGACCGGGAAUCAUCUCCUUGGCACAACAUCACUAUUACAGCCACAGAAAUAAAUAACUCAAAACAAAGUAGCCACGUCCCUGUCUUCAUCAGAAUUCUAGAUAUAAAUGACCAUGCUCCGGAAUUUGCCAUGUACUAUGAAACAUUUGUUUGUGAAAAUGCCAAACCUGGGCAGUUGAUUCAGACUGUCAGUGUCAUGGACAAAGAUGAUCCUCCCCGAGGCCACAAAUUCUUCUUUGAACCAGUGCCAGAAUUUCCGCUUAAUCCAAACUUCACCAUUGUAGAUAAUAAAGGUAUAGAAUAUAUUUAA
Molecule: messenger RNA, 1686 nt
Organism: Diceros bicornis minor
Lineage: Eukaryota; Metazoa; Chordata; Mammalia; Perissodactyla; Rhinocerotidae
Product: cadherin-9
Exons: 9
Coding region: 40-1686 (548 amino acids)
Biological process (GO): adherens junction organization; cell-cell junction assembly; cell morphogenesis
Cellular component (GO): catenin complex; plasma membrane; adherens junction
Molecular function (GO): calcium ion binding; cadherin binding
Source: RefSeq, a predicted model, not a curated record